CGGAGGGAGGAGACCCUAGAGGCUUUGAGGACGUCGACCGGCCAUUCAACAAACUCGCAGCACGCCGGACAAUGAUUCUGUUGUGAGUCCUACCGCUUAGAUUUGCGUUACAAUGCGUAUGGAUAUCAAACGUAGUUAACGGCUAACAGCGUGAAGAGUACGUGUCGUUAUUUGUUUUUCUGCCAUUUACCACUGUUUUUAAAUCGCAAAACGGGCUCUAAUCACAGAUUAGUUUAAAGUACUUUCGCUGUCUUCUGAAAGUUAAGCCACUGAAGAAUUCCUGGAUUUAACGGUAAAGCACUUGAGUUAAAGUGUCGUUUUGGAGUCUCGUGGGGACGCGCGCGUUUUGAGGAGCUGCGUUGCCCACACGCUUCUUUAAAUCAAGGGGAAUUAUUUACCGCGCUAGCCUACUUGGACAGAAUAUUCUCCCCUCAGCAUCCGAGUCGUGCUGUGUAUUGCUGCAGGCGAGUGCGUUUGGACUCGUUCCUGUGGGACGCGAUGAAGGAGAGCUAGCUUUGGAGUUUUACCCCUCGUUGUUUUUGAAUUCAUCUCGGGACUUCAUAUGUGGAGGCUGCUCUAGCGUCACUGGCUGCUUCUUCCACCGCUUCCCCUUCGCGUUAAAUGCAUGACUGAGCCGACAGCAUGUGGGGUUCCACCGCGCAGGUAGUGGUCGCUCUCUGGUGUCAGCUGGUCCUGGCCGCGUCCAGCCUGGAAAUUGCCUUGUACGACCCGGAGCGGGGCCAGCCAGCCAAGUGCGAGCCCAUCACCAUCCCCAUGUGCCAGGGCAUCGGCUACAACGAGACGCGCAUGCCCAACUUCAUGGGGCACGAGAGUCAGCGUGAGGCUGCCAUCAAGCUCCAGGAGUUUGCGCCGCUGGUGGAGUACGGCUGCGACCCACACCUGCGCUUCUUCCUCUGCUCGCUCUACGCGCCCAUGUGCACCGACAAGGUGUCAGCGUCCAUCCCCGCGUGCCGGCCCAUGUGCGAGCAGGCACGCCAGAAGUGCUCGCCCAUCAUGGAGAAGUUCCACUACGCCUGGCCCGACUCGCUGGACUGCUCCCGGCUGCCCACGCGCAACGACCCGCAGGCGCUCUGCAUGGAGGCGCCCGAGAACGACACCAAGGUGGAGGGCAAGAAGGGCGAGGGCAUGCUGCCCGUGCCGCCCAGGCAGCGCCCGGCGGGCGGAGGUGGCGGCGGCAGCGGCGGCCCCGGUGGAGGGGUCGGGGGCCGGGGGCCCGGCGGACUGGGCACGUGCCCCAACCCGGAGAAGUUCCAGUUCGUGGAGAAGAGCGGCUCGUGCGCGCCGCGGUGCUCGCCGGCGGUGGACGUCUUCUGGUCGCGCCGCGACAAGGACUUCGCCUUCGUGUGGAUGGCCGUGUGGUCGACGCUCUGCUUCGUCUCGACCGCCUUCACCGUGCUCACCUUCCUGCUGGAGCCGCAGCGCUUCCAGUACCCCGAGCGGCCCAUCAUCUUCCUCUCCAUGUGCUACAACGUCUACUCGGUGGCCUUCAUCAUCCGCUCGGUGGCCGGCGCCGAGAACAUCGCCUGCGACCGCGAGAACGGCGAGCUCUACAUCAUCCAGGAGGGCCUGGAGAGCACCGGCUGCACCAUCGUCUUCCUCAUCCUCUACUACUUCGGCAUGGCCAGCUCCAUCUGGUGGGUCAUCCUCACGCUCACCUGGUUCCUGGCGGCCGGCAAGAAGUGGGGCCACGAGGCCAUCGAGGCGCACAGCUCCUACUUCCACAUGGCCGCCUGGGGGCUGCCCGCGCUCAAGACCAUCGUCAUCCUCACCAUGAGGAAGGUGGCGGGCGACGAGCUGACGGGGCUCUGCUACGUGGGCAGCAUGGACGUGGGCGCGCUGACGGGCUUCGUGCUGGUGCCGCUGUCCUUCUACCUGGUGGCGGGCACCUCGUUCCUGCUGUCGGGCUUCGUGGCGCUCUUCCACAUCCGCCGCGUCAUGAAGACGGAGGGCACCAACACGGCCAAGCUGGAGAAGCUGAUGGUCAAGAUCGGCGUCUACUCCAUCCUCUACACGGUGCCGGCCACCUGCGUCAUCGUCUGCUACUUCUACGAGCGCCUCAACGUGGACUACUGGGCGUUCCGCGGCCUGGAGGCCAAGUGCGCGGGGCUGCCGGGCCGCCGGAGCGAGGACUGCUCGCUGGUCGAGUCGGUGCCCACCGUCGGCGUCUUCAUGCUCAAGAUCUUCAUGUCGCUGGUGGUGGGCAUCACCAGCGGCGUCUGGGUGUGGAGCUCCAAGACGCUGCAGACGUGGCAGGGCCUGUGCAGCCGCAAGCUGGCGGAGAGGACUAGCAACAGGAGGUGUAACAGCACGCACUGCCACUACAAGUCUCCUGCGGUGGUGCUACACAUGUCCAAGACUGACCCUUACCUGGACGGACCUGCUCAUGUUUAAAAGGCGAGCUGCUUGUGUGUGUGUGUGUGUGUGUGAGAGCAAGCGAGAGAGUAUGUGUGUGUUUUGAGGAGGGGUGCAUGUGUGUUUGUGUUGUGAGUCUGAAUGCACAAAGCUGCAAAGGGAGACUUUUUGACCUCAUCUGAAAGGGACAGUUUGGGAGCAGAUUGGGGGUGAUUUGCCCUCUCCCAAAAAUGAACUGAAGACAUUUUUAUGUCAGACUGUCACUGACAUUGUCAUCACAUGUGUUUGAACGGGGCAUUGAAAGAGUCAGUUGACUCUGGGAAAAGACUGAACAAAAUUAAGGGAAAACUCUAUAUUACUCAUAGUAAACAUGCAAUGGAACAAAUUCAGAUACAAAAAAAACUUUCAGAUAUGCAGGCUGUUUAUAAUACUUAUUUGCAAAGCAAGGUUACCUUGCAUGGGUUUAUGAAAACAAGAAUGUGUACUUUUGAAAACUCUAUAAAACACUUCAGUAUGUGUAAAUGUAAGAUAUAUUAUCGUUAUUUAUUGUACAUAUUUAAUUUCUAUUUGUUUUGGUUUGUCAGAUGAUUGAGUUCUAUUCACAGUUCUGAGAGCCAAUGAAAGGGAAGUGCCUUUACAAAUUUAAUGUUGUUCUAGAAAAAGAUAAUAAAUGCGCUAUAUAUUUUCAACUAUA
This is a messenger RNA of Sardina pilchardus (European sardine), 3067 nucleotides long. RefSeq names its product frizzled class receptor 9b (gene fzd9b). Gene Ontology annotation, biological process: canonical Wnt signaling pathway; non-canonical Wnt signaling pathway. Gene Ontology annotation, cellular component: plasma membrane. Gene Ontology annotation, molecular function: Wnt receptor activity; Wnt-protein binding. The transcript is spliced from 2 exons. The coding region runs from base 643 to 2412 and encodes 589 amino acids. Lineage: Eukaryota; Metazoa; Chordata; Actinopteri; Clupeiformes; Clupeidae. The record is from RefSeq and is a predicted model, not a curated record.